UCUUCCUUCUACACACAUACCAAACGAGCACCUCGCAGAGUUUAUAGAACACACCGUUGCAUUUUCAACAACCCUAAGGCUACCAGAAUCCUCAUGGCGGAUACUAUUCGACCAUCGACACCGGUUUACGUUACUCCCUUUCGACAGAAUGAUGGGCGGCAUCAUGAGACCCGGCGCAUUCCACUAGCAGAGGAUGCGUCCCGUACGUAUGGAGCGAUGGACAUUAGGGAUUUGUUCGAAGAGAUUGGUUAUGAGCAACAGUUUUCAGCAUUCGAACAUAAUCACGCAGAGCUCAUUGAUAAUAUUACGCGAUUCAUUUCCAAUGAGGAUUUUUCCCUCAUGAAUGGGCAACUACCUUUCGUGGACGCAGUCGCCGCCAGAUUUCAGAGAGGCAAGUUGCUACGACUUUUGAAUGAAGACGGCUUUGAUGUGCCUGCAAAUCCAGCCGUGGAGACACCUCCCGAAUACCCCAGAAAUGACCAGUCUCCUGAGGCUACUGCUGCCUGGGCCGAUUAUCAUGCCAGAGUUGAGCGUAGAGAUGAGACUAUCGGACGUCUUCAAGAACUGAGAGCGUUGCUUCCAGAUAUCACUGCUGGCCUGCAACAGCUUUUACCGGACGGACGGUACGUGGUAGAGGAUCACCAAGAUCAUGCUGUCCAUGGUUCACCGCUCAAACCAGACCUGGUUGUGUUGGACAGUCCGCCUCGCGGCGAGGGGCAGAGCAUGCAAUAUCGGACAUGGCUGAAUAUCUAUUUUACAGCGGAAGUUAAGCGAGGGGUAAUUGGGACUGCAAAAUCCACGUCUGGAGGGCCAGAUAACGACGAUUUUAAGCAAGUAUCACGCAGAUUCGCAGCAGAUCUUCUUGUCCAUUGGGAUCAGAUCGAUCUCAUCUUAUUUCUGCCAAGACGGGUUGCUCGUGCUGAUAUUGGGCAUUGGACGCAUUAUCCAAGGG
Linderina pennispora is the source of this 952-nucleotide messenger RNA. RefSeq lists its product as uncharacterized. The record is from RefSeq and is a predicted model, not a curated record. The transcript is spliced from 3 exons. The annotation marks the transcript as partial. Lineage: Eukaryota; Fungi; Kickxellomycota; Kickxellomycetes; Kickxellales; Kickxellaceae.